AUGAUUGCUCCAUUGCCCCAGUCGGACGAACGGCAGCCUCUUCUGUCGUCAACUACAGCAGCAGCAACAACAACAGAAGAAGGCCUCGAGCGGUCUGCAUGGUACAGAGCCCGCAGAUCCCCCUUUGCCGUGGCCUGUGUUGUCGCCAUGGCUCUCUUCACCGACAUGGUUGUGUACGGAGUUGUCGUCCCCAUCUUGCCCGACAUUGUCAAGAACCGUCUCGGAGGCACCCCCAGAGAGGUAGGACUCCUCUUUGCCUGCUACGCGAUCGGAUUGUUGGCGUCCACCCCUGUCUUUGCCAUCCUGAGCGACAAGUAUCAGAACCGCAGGAUACCCAUGAUGGUCGGAAUGCUCGGACUUGCUGUCGCCACAGUCGGAUUCUCGCUCGCAAGCAACUAUUGGGUUCUCAUCCUAGCCAGAAUCGGUCAGGGAUCUGCCGGUGGUGCCUCCUGGACGAUUGGAUUGGGGUUGCUGGCGGAUGUGUACCCUCCAGACAACUUGGGCGUGGUAAUGGGCGCAACAAUGACGGCAAACGCAGUCGGAUUCAUGGUGGGACCCAUGGUGGGAGGAUACCUGUACGAGUACCACGGAUAUAGCGCCCCUUUCAUCUUUUGCGCAGGAUUGGCCAUCCUGGACUUUUUGUGCAUCGUCUUCAUUGCCGAACCUGAGAAGAAGAAGGUCGCCACUGUCAAGGUCGAUCAGGACGAGGGGACCGCUUCAGGUGCAAUUGAGCAGGAAGUGGACGGUUUAACUGUCCAUGAGCCUUCGACAACAACUGUUGUUGCGGUUGAGAGGACUGCCGCGGCCAUCACGGACCCUCAGCACGCUCAGGAGAUUUUGGACGAUGGCUUGCACCAUCAGGUUCACGUUGAGAAGAAGAAUGGUACUCAGCAUCAGGCAGAUGGAUUUUCGAGUUAUGGAGCGAUGUCUAGCUCUACGUCUUCUUCACACUCGCCAGCGAAUGAUGGAUCUUCGAGCGAGAUUGCAGGAAAUGACGUGUCAAUGUUUGAGAUUGCCAGCAACUGGACCAUUACCUGCUGUCUUCUCGCCACUUUUGUCGCUGCCAGCGUCUUCUCCGGACUGGAGCCGGUUCUGCCGUUGUAUUUGGAAGAGCUGUUGGGUGCAGGCCCUACACAGACAGGUCUCAUUUUCCUGGCCGCCAUCUUUCCAACGCUCUUCUCUUCCGCCAUCGGAUACUACGCCGACAAGGUCGGCCACUUCUACGUCUCUCUCCUGGGAAUGGCCAUCUUUGCAGUCGCAACAUUCUCGCUCUCCAUGCCCAAGACCUUCCUCACCUUCAUCCUGCCCCUGGCCCUCUUCGGUCUCGGCUCUUCGACCAUCUUGACGCCGCUCCUUCCAGCCAUGGCAGAUGUGGUCAACAAGAAGGGCUGGAACGGGUAUGCAAAGACCUAUGCGUUGUACAACAUGACCUAUUCUCUGUCGAUGGCUGUAGGCCCUAUCUUGGCCGGUUUUAUCUUUGAAGACUUUGGAUUUUGGUGGACCAUGGUUGUGUUUGGAAUCAUGAUUGUUGUGGCUACACCUAUUAUCUUCAUGGCACAGAUUGCCCAUGUUUUUGCAAAGUGGAGAGGUGUUUCUCGUACCAACGAUGUCACCAACGCGUAA
This is a messenger RNA of Linnemannia hyalina, 1623 nucleotides long. NCBI's taxonomy places the organism in Eukaryota, Fungi, Mortierellomycota, Mortierellomycetes, Mortierellales, Mortierellaceae. The record is from the annotation of a GenBank genome assembly.